Molecule: messenger RNA, 1554 nt
Organism: Daucus carota subsp. sativus
Lineage: Eukaryota; Viridiplantae; Streptophyta; Magnoliopsida; Apiales; Apiaceae
Product: PP2A regulatory subunit TAP46
Exons: 9
Coding region: 184-1392 (402 amino acids)
Biological process (GO): regulation of signal transduction; regulation of dephosphorylation
Cellular component (GO): cytosol
Molecular function (GO): protein phosphatase 2A binding
Source: RefSeq, a predicted model, not a curated record
ACGAGACCUGGCCCUCAUCCAUUUGCAAUCAAACUGCACUUCUCUUCUCUGUAUUUUAUAUUUUGUUCACAUAACCAAAUAAAACACACACACACACACACAACGAUCUAUCAUCUAUCCAAUCGAACCCUAGCCUUCAACAUCUGAAUUGAUCGAUAGCUCGCAAAUCGAGGCGAAUUGAGAAUGGGAGAGUCGAAGAUGGAGGAGAUGUCUCUACCAAGCUUGUUCGAGCAGGCUCGCAGGAUUCAUCUCUUAGCUUCUGAAUCUUCUGCUGAUAAGGAAACGGUGAAAAAGGGGUGCCAAGCAUUGAUACAAUGUGAGGAGAUGGUUAGCAAAUUAGGGCUUUUUUCGUCGAAUGAAUCGAAAGAAGAUAUUAGCACCACCAAUCUCAAGUAUCUUCUGGUGCCAUAUUAUCUGGCUGAGUUAACAGAGAAAACAGAAGGCGACAGAUUACAAGUUCUUCAAGCCUCGAUCGCUAAGUUGAAGGAGUUCAUUUCAUUUUGCGAGGCUAUGGAGCUUGUGCCAGAAGAGGAGUUAGAAGAAUCUGCAAGAGGCUCUAAUUCUCAUGUGGAUCGGAGGGCUAAGAAGAUAGCUCGGUUUAAGCGACAAAGAGCGGCAGAGUCAAAACUACUGGAAAUAAAGGAAAGUAAAGAGCGCCGCAUGCGUUCUACUAGAGCAUCUGCUUUAUCUGCUCCUGUUGAGGCAGAAGAGGAAGAUGUACAAGAUUAUGAUGGAGAGGAAGAAAGAGAGGCAUGGCUUAUUACCAUCUCUCUGGACAUCUGCAAGGCUUUGGAUCUCAUGGAAAUGCUGAAGAAAGAGGAAGAAAUGCUAGCUGCUAUAAAGGAAAAGCAAUUACAGGACGGUAAUGAAGGGAUUUCACAGGCUAUUCUUGAUGAGCGUGCUAAGACGGCUGAAGCCUGGCAUCGUGGUGCUGCAGCUCGAGCUCAAUACACAAAACCAGCGGCACCAAUUACAUGUGCCACAUUUGCUCAAGAUGUUUUAGAGGGGAGAGCACAGGUUUCGCAGGCACAUGAGCACAAACACCAGCAGCCCUUGAUAUUUGGACCGGCAAGUCUUGUGGGUGGAAGAGUAACAAGUGAAAGGGAAAGGAUGGCCGCACAGGUUUUUCAACCUGGACACAGAUUGCCGACAAUGAGCAUUGAGGAGGCGGGGUUAACAGAGAUGAAUAUGAUGAAUGAUUGGCAAGAGAGAACUGCCAAGAUGAUAGCAGAAGCCAAUUCUUCAUGGCAUAAUGAUGGUCCAAAGCCAAGGCCGGGAGAAGAGGAGGAUGAAGAUGACGAUGCAGCCCAAGAUAAAGCCAGGGCAUGGGAUGACUGGAAAGAUGAGAAUCCUCGGGGUGCGGGCAAUUCGAAGCUAACCCCUUGCGGUUAGGUGCCACUGUCAAUUAUAUAGAAUAAAUGUUUAGCUGUGAUAUAAACACAUCCACAUAUUUAUUCUGCCACAUUAGCAUAUUGUUAUAUAACCUAUAUGAUUUUUGUGUAUUGUUGUGGUCCAUAACUAUGUUUUUCAAAUUGGGAUGUUCUUUUUUUCUAA